GGAAGAGGAGAUCGACGAAAGCGUAAGCCCCUCUCUAAUCGAACCCAUGCUGAGACAUUAGAAACUCAUAUAAAUCAUAUAUUAUAACAGGGCUACAAGUCGGUGAAAGAUGCCGUGCUCUUUGCAAUCGAAGUCAGCGAUUCUAUGCUCACCCCUCGUCCAUCCCCCGAUUCGAAGAAGUCCGCAGAGUCGCCCACAACGGCCGCAUUGAAAUGUGCAUAUCACCUCAUGCAGCAGCGUAUCAUCUCUAACCCCCACGACAUGAUCGGUGUGCUAUUAUAUGGGACGCAGGCGUCCAAAUUCUACGAUGAGGGCGAGAACAGUCGAGGAGACCUUUCAUACCCGCACUGUUACCUUUUCACAGACCUGGAUAUUCCUUCCGCGCAAGAUGUAAAGAAUCUUCGAGCACUGGCACAGAAUGAUGAAGAGUCUGAGGACAUACUCCAGGCCUCAGAAGAAAGGGUCUCAAUGGCAAAUGUGCUUUUUUGCGCAAACCAAAUAUUCACGUCGAGAGCCCCUAACUUCUUGUCCCGACGGUUAUUCAUAGUCACCGACAAUGAUGACCCUCAUGGAGAUAAUAAAAGUUUGCGAUCUGCUUCAACUGUACGUGCCAAGGACUUGUACGACCUUGGGGUCACUAUUGAGCUAUUCCCUAUUUCGCGGCCAGACCAUGAGUUUGAUGCCGCUAAAUUCUAUGACGACAUUAUCUAUAAGGCCUCUCCUUCAGAUCCAGAUGCCCCGGCGUACUUGCAGACUGAUUCCAAGACCUCUCCAGCUGCCGGUGAUGGAAUAUCUCUACUAACCACCCUAUUGUCCAGUAUCCAUUCAAGAUCUGUCCCACGACGUGCACAUUUCUCGAAUAUGCCACUAGAGCUAGGGCCAAACUUCAAAAUAUCAAUAUCGGGGUAUCUUUUAUUCAAACGACAAGAACCCGCCAGAAAUUCCUUCAUCUGGCUUGGUGGUGAAAAUCCCCAGAUUGUGAAAGGAGUGACUACCCAAAUCGCUGAUGAUACGGCCCGCACGGUUGAGAAGGGAGAAAUCAAGAAAGCAUACAAGUUUGGCGGUGAUCAAGUUACUUUCACACCUGAAGAAAUAAAGGCGCUGAGGAAUUUCGGUGAUCCUGUGAUCCGUAUUAUUGGGUUCAAACCACUUUCGUCUCUUCCAUUCUGGGCCAAUGUCAAGCACCCCUUCUUCAUAUACCCCUCGGAAGAAGAUUUCGUGGGCUCGACGCGAGUGUUCUCUGCUUUGCAACAAACGCUUCUCCGAGAUAAGAAGGCCGCACUUGUAUGGGUUAUUGCGCGCAAAAAUGCAGGUCCAGUUCUGGGGGCCAUGAUCGCCGGAGAAGAGAAAGUAGACGAGACCGGCAUCCAAAAGUUUCCACCGGGAAUGUGGAUUAUACCUCUACCAUUCGCCGAUGACGUUCGUCAGAACCCGGAAACUGCACUCCAUGUCGCACCUGAACCAUUGAUCGACCAAAUGCGGCUUAUUGUCCAGCAAUUGCAGCUCCCAAAAGCAUCUUAUGAUCCCCUCAAGUACCCUAACCCAUCUCUUCAAUGGCACUAUCGAAUUCUUCAAGCCCUGGCGUUGGAUGAAGACCUCCCGGAGAAGCCAGAAGACAAGACCGUACCCAGAUAUCGCCAAAUUGAUAAGCGUACUCGUGGCUAUGUAGGAUCUUGGGCAGAAGAAUUGGAAAAACAAUACGCGAAGAUAUCGGUCCAUGAUUCGAAGAGCACGCUCGUGAAACGAAGCGCCAAAGACCGAGCCUCCGAAGCCGAAGACGCAGCCCAGAAACCAUCCAAGAAGGUGAAGGUGGAAACCAACGAGCAAGGCGUUGAAGAUGUAGUGCGGGCCCACUACCAGAAGGGGUCUCUAGCGAAGCUCACAGUACCUGUUCUCAAGGAUUUCCUCUCAUCCCACGGACGCUCUGCUGCUGGGAAAAAAGCUGAUCUCGUUGAACGUGUGGAGGAGUUUAUGGAACGGAAGUGAGACGGUGUGAUGUAUGAAUCACCCGACAUAUCUUCAGUAGAUAAGGUUGCUCCAUGCUAUUUAAUAACAAUAUUAUACUGGAAUACCGUGACGAGUACAGUAAUAGACCGUAUGUAUAGAAGCCCUAGGGCCACGUGGAAGAAUGCGC
Messenger RNA from Aspergillus alliaceus, 2134 nucleotides. RefSeq names its product putative DSB repair complex subunit Ku70 (gene akuA). The transcript has 5 exons. Gene Ontology annotation, molecular function: damaged DNA binding; double-stranded DNA binding; telomeric repeat DNA binding. The coding region runs from base 145 to 1986 and encodes 613 amino acids. Lineage: Eukaryota; Fungi; Ascomycota; Eurotiomycetes; Eurotiales; Aspergillaceae. The record is from RefSeq and is a predicted model, not a curated record. Gene Ontology annotation, cellular component: nucleus; Ku70:Ku80 complex. Gene Ontology annotation, biological process: cellular response to gamma radiation; telomere maintenance; double-strand break repair via nonhomologous end joining.